UCAUGGCGGAGUGUUGUUGCUGCUCCGCACUGGUCCAUCCUUAUGUGUCCUGUGGUCACAUGUAGUAACGUGUUAUAUGAGAUAUUUUGGAUGCAUGCGGGUUUACAGCGUGCCUGCGCUUCAGUACACACGAUCACAAUAAGGCAAAAAUCAUAAAAAGGGGAAAAUAACCGCCGCAGCAAGUGGGACCAGCCCGGGCCUGGCUCCGGUGCGAUGAGGGAGGCUGAAGCUGCUCCCACCGGGGCUCUGGACGCUGCUGCUGCGGUGGCUGCAAAAAUCAACGCUAUGUUGGUAGCGAAGGGUAAACUCAAACCCUCACAGAUAGGCAUCCCGGGACCUCCCGAUAAGGCUGUAGGUGUUGGGAAGCCUCCAGUGCUGUCGAAGGCCAAAGACGACCUGGUUGUAGCCGAGGUGGAGAUCAACGACGUACCGAUCACCUGUCGGAAUCUGUUGACACGUGGGCAAACGCAGGACGAGAUCAGUAAAGUGAGCGGUGCUGCGGUUUCAACCAGAGGGCGGUACAUGGCAGCAGAGGAGAAGGGCAAAGCGCUUCCAGGGGACCGACCUCUGUAUCUGCAUGUCCAAGGACAGACUAGAGAGCUCGUCGACAGGGCAGUGAAUAGAAUCAAGGAGAUCAUCACCAACGGUGUUGUGAAGGCUGCGACCGCCUCGUCUUCAUCACCUUUCUCCCCUAGUGGGGCUUCAGUCACAGUGUACCAGCAUCAUAACCCACCUCCUCCCUCACUGCCCCCCAUGCUCCACCACAAACCACACUUUCAGUCCGGAAUGCAUUAUGUUCAAGAUAAAACCUUUGUGGGCCUGGAGCACGCUAUCCUUGGGUUUGUGGUCAAAGAGCGGGUCGAGGGCCCCGGCUGUUCGUACCUGCAGCACAUCCAGGCUGAGACCGGGGCCAAAGUCUUCCUCAGAGGAAAAGGAUCAGGCUGUUUAGAGCCCGCCUCUGGAAGAGAGGCCUUUGAACCCAUGUACAUCUACAUCAGUCAUCCUAAACCAGAAGGACUUGCAGCGGCAAAAACCUUGUGUGAGAACCUGCUUCAGACAGUCCAUGCAGAGUAUUCUCGCUUCCUCAAUCAAAUGAGCUCAAUGAUGCCGACACAAGGCUUUGCACAGCCUCCGAUGGUGAACGGGAUGCCUCCGCAGCCUCCUUACUACCCGCCAGCUGGAUACCAGCCAGGCUACGCGAUGCCUGUACCACCACCUCAGCCACAACAUGUCUCUCUCCCUUACUCUGUCCCUCCUCCUCUACAUCCCACAGUACCUGCAGGUGUGCCUCCUCAGUACUCCCUCCCCCUUGUCCCCGUCCCUGCUCCCGCUCACAUCCUCGCUCCAUCGCCUGCACCUACUUCGGGCACGAUGCCACAGACUCUUCCUCCUGUACCUUUUCCUUCAUCAGCUGCAGCACCAACUCCCGCCGCUCCAGUCCUACCACCACAGAAGAGACGCUUCACAGAGGAGGUGCCAGACGAGAGGAACAGCGGCCUGCUCGGAUACCAGCAUGGACCCAUUCAUAUGACUAAUUUAGGUGCAGGCUUCCCAGUGGGCAGCCCAGAGGCUACAGGACCCCCACCGCAGAGUCCCUCUGGCCCGCCGACUGAGAGGGACAGUCGGCAGCUAAUGCCUCCACCUCUGCUGCCUGUGAAUGGAGUGAGACCCAAGAUGGAGGAGAGAAGGGCAACGCAAGGCCCCGUGGAGCACUCAGGGAAGCGAUUGAAAACUGGUUUGGUGGCGUACACCGGCGACUCUUCAGAUGAAGAGGAAGACCACUUCAUCUCCAAAGCCUCAGGGCCAGGUAACCCUGGGACAGUUCCCCCCACCUCAGGCUGGGCACAGGGCUACCGCUGCCCUCCUCCACCACCCACUCGAGCUAAAACACAGCCACAGCAGCAGCAGUCUAUGCCUUUCUGGAUGGCACCCUAAAACAGGAAAAACUCCAAACUCCCUCAGUGCUUUGUGCCGAGUCUUACAAGAUGUUCACCCAAACUGAGCCUGUGUUUCUCCAUCACUCAUCACAUGGAUGACUCUUAACAGCUACGUGUUGGUUGCAGCAUAAUCUUAGUGCUUCGGUCCAAAUGGACUAAUUUAUGUUUUGUUACUUUUUCUUUUGGUGCACACAUUAGUUUGAAGAUGAACAUUUGCAGGACUGAUACUCAAGCUAUUUUGUGGAUGUAUAGAUGGUCAGAUGAGCGACAUUCUGCCUCCAGUUUGAUUUGAAAACAGAUGCCAGGUGAAGUUUUUGAAUAUUGUGUUGUCACAAGGCAAUGAUCACUGACCACUUUUCGUUUAAUCCCUAGUACAGCUUUUUGUACUUUGUCCCCUUUUCCAAGUCACUGACAUCAUCCUUUCCUAUUCUGAUCUUUUUGUACAGAUCAUAUUGGACUAAUACGUAGUAAAGCUAUUGGAUUUAUUCAUGCUUUUAUGAAAUAAAUAAACUUAAUUUA
Molecule: messenger RNA, 2456 nt
Organism: Anarrhichthys ocellatus (wolf-eel)
Lineage: Eukaryota; Metazoa; Chordata; Actinopteri; Perciformes; Anarhichadidae
Gene: khdc4
Product: KH domain containing 4, pre-mRNA splicing factor
Exons: 14
Coding region: 214-1935 (573 amino acids)
Cellular component (GO): nucleus
Molecular function (GO): RNA binding
Source: RefSeq, a predicted model, not a curated record